Messenger RNA from Bactrocera latifrons, 565 nucleotides. RefSeq names its product biogenesis of lysosome-related organelles complex 1 subunit 3 (gene Blos3). The coding region runs from base 109 to 528 and encodes 139 amino acids. Lineage: Eukaryota; Metazoa; Arthropoda; Insecta; Diptera; Tephritidae. The record is from RefSeq and is a predicted model, not a curated record. Gene Ontology annotation, cellular component: BLOC-1 complex. The transcript has 5 exons.
UCCAAAGCGAAGGAAACGUUCUAUGUGAAUUAGUCAUAAAAGUUUAUUGGUUUGUAUUAAAAUUGUAAAUGAAAAAUUUGGAUUUGAGCUGAUUGUAAAGUGUUACAAAUGACAGAACUAGUACGAGGAGAAGCAUCCGAAUCCGAUGAAGAAACUCAUGUCAAAAUAUUCGCAUCCGAAGUUCCUGGCGAAGCCACUGAGUCAGAUGAAGAUUUGUUCGAAAAAAAGUUACCAACAUUGGGAAAUGAUAACGUAAUGACAGAAUCACGCUACAAAAAUAAUUUGCUGCAACGAAAAUUAAUCGAUAAUAACAUUGCAAUUUAUAAGGGAAUGUCUAUGUUUGCAAAGAAUUUUAUAACAAAUGCGUCUAAACAUUUGCUAAACAUUGAUCAACAUCUCAUAAAAUCACAGGUAACUAUGCAGUCAGUUUUAUGCUCUUUGAAAAAUUCUCAGGUCAGUAUGAAGCAACUGCAUGAAAAACAUAAAGAUAUUUUUGCAAGCAAUUUUGUACCGGAUAUCAAACACUAAGCUUUUAUAAAUAAAAAAAAUAUUAAUCGAUAUUUUA